This is a messenger RNA of Salvia hispanica, 2206 nucleotides long. Its product is annotated as putative mediator of RNA polymerase II transcription subunit 26b. The record is from RefSeq and is a predicted model, not a curated record. Lineage: Eukaryota; Viridiplantae; Streptophyta; Magnoliopsida; Lamiales; Lamiaceae. Gene Ontology annotation, cellular component: nucleus.
UCUCCCAUCAAUCUUUAAUCCUACCAAAAAUAUCUACGUUCAUUAUUAUUCUAAAAAUAAAUUAAUUCUUCUUCUUCUUCUUCCCCAGCAAUGCAUCAUCCUGAGAUGAUUUUCUAGUGAGGAGAAUAUCUCUUAUUCCCUUUUGACAUAUAUUCUAAUUCUCAUCAAUUAUUUAUCGAAUAAAAACCAUUCUCCACUGAUUCACUGCACAAUCGAAUCACUCUUCAUUCGACUAACUUUUAUUGGUCGCACUAGAAAAUCCUGCAUUUCAUUGAAUUAAAUAAUCUGACGAUCCCCAAACUUAGAGAAGAAGAAGAUAACAGAAUCGUCGCGAUCGAAUUUCGAAGCUAAAAGCUCGAUUCGUUGAUAUCAAAAUUCAAUUCAAUUUUUAGUCUGUCGCCAUGGCCGACGCCGCCGUGAGUCUCGAGAAAUGGAGAGGUUAUUUCCGGAGCGCGAGCUCCGACAUUUUCAGCAUAAUCGAGCAUGCGAUACUGGUUGCUGCAUCCGAUUGCCCCUACGAUUUCAGAUUGAAGAGAGAUCGGAUCGCGGAGAUGCUGUUCACGUGCAAAGCGAUCAAGUGUUUCGGCUGCGACAAAGUCGAAUUGGCGGUGCCGAAUGGCGAUGGUUUGGGUAACAGUGAGGAUAAGUUGAAGAGCGAGAUUGAUGCCGGAGGCAGUAAGGAGAGCAAGGUGAAUAGCAGCAGCAGAGACUACGAUGCUGAAGUUAUGGAGAUGAAUACGAAUCACGUUGUGAACUACAGUGAUGGCGAUGCUGAGGCUGAGGCUUUGACUGAUGAUAUUGAGGCGGAAUCGCACUUCUAUGGGGAGGUGUUGAGGAUAAAGGAUGUUGUUGAUAACUUUGAAGAAGAGUCUGAUGCAUUGUUGUUUGAUUGUUUGAGGAAGCUUCAACUGAUGCCUUUUUCGGUGGAGAUACUUAAGGCUACGGAGAUUGGGAAGUCUGUUAAUGCUCUGCGGAAGCAUAGAUCAAAGGAAAUCCGGAAUCUUGUGAAGAUGUUGAUUGAGGAUUGGAAAGUGAUGGUUGAUUCGUGGGUUAAUGCUACGGCAGCUGUUACAGAAAUGGCAAUAGAAUCUGUGAAAACAUCAGCUGUUGAAGAAGAAGAGGAAGAAGGGUUACCAUCUCCUCCACUCGAUGAAGGGGCAUUCUUUGCCACCCCUUCUUCAAUGGAACUGUCACAGUUCUUUGAUGGCAUGGAUGAUGAUGGAAAUCCUCGAUGCAGUGGGGGGUUCAACAAGAAUCGAGGAAGUGGCAGAAAGCCGACUAUUCCAAAAAUAGACUCCCGUAACUCGAGAUGUCAGAAUCCGCAUGACUCACGUGCUCCUCCAAAUGACAGGAAACCCGAGCCCAAGAGAGAGGAAGCUACAUGGAUGAAACAAGGCCCUUUAAAGCCACAUAGGCCUUCCAGUGAUGCAUCUGGACCAGGAAGACCAAAGCCUCCGAGCAUUGAAUCCGCCCCUGGUAGUUUUAAACCAUCUCUAAAACCUAAGGUUGAGUAUGAGACUAUCAAAGUCCAGCAGAAAUCUGAAAAUCACCCAACUCAGAGGAAACUAAUGCCUCCACAUCAAGAGAAGGCAAAUUCCAAGGACGAGGCUUCAGUACGUAUGAAAUUAGAGGCUGCCAAAAGGAAACUGCAGGAACGCUAUCAAGAAGCCGAAAAUGCCAAGAAACAGAGAACCAUACAAGUUGUGGAGUUGCAAGAUCUCCCAAAGCAAAGCCAACAAAGGAAUCCGCACAUGAGGCCAGGCAACCACAACAGGCAAUGGGCAAAUGGACGAAGAUAGCCUUAAGACUACUACUAAUAAAUACAGUGGUAAUAAUAAUUCUCGAAUCUCUUCCAAAGUAUACUGGAAGGACGUUGCUCACCAGCCGAUUCAUUUUAGUCCCCCUUGGAGAGGGCAGGGGUAUUUUGUUCUACUUCUUGAAAUCAUGUGGUGUAGCAAUAGCAUAGACCUUGUAGUUGAUCACUUAGGAAUCCAUAAAUCUGUCCUCAUAGUCAUAAGUCCUUACUCUAUUCCUUACUCGCCCUUUCCAUUACAAUUUGCACAUAAACUUAGAGCAAUAAAUGAAUACAAAACUUGAAUAACUCUUAGAUAUAUUUCUAUAAUUAGAAAUCAUUUUGUCUUUGGAUUUUCAGAAGUGUUCACAAUCAUCAAAUAGAAUAAAGGUGGAGUACAUUUAAAUCGUGCAA